AUGUGUCACAUUGCUUGGGCUGGAGGUUGCACGGUUGGCCACAAGUGGUCACCGUUUCGUUGGCCAGUGGGCAGGGAGCAUCCGAUGCUUGAAGUGGAGAGGUCAGCCAAGGUCCAGAAAGGACUGGAAGCAACAAAAAUAAAAAGCUGUGGGCCAUCGCUGCCAGUUGCAUGCCCCGCAUGCCGGAUGAGGGGCGGGAAAGCCGCAAGUGCCGCGUACUGUGCAGCUUGGCUCGGGGCAUGGGCGCUCCAAGCCCGCGAUGCUAGGUCAGCAAUGAAGAUCGCAGUGAUCCUGCUGGCGGCAGCUGCCGCUGUCAAGCUCCGCUUAGACCGGAGCCUGGUGGACCCUGACUCGGACGACCAGUGGUGCAGUGGCAACCAGUUCCCGCUGGAUGUGGACAGCCUGUAUCACGCUGCCGGGCUGGCCAAAGGCGAGGAUCUUUUCGACAAGAACGAGCUCAAGCAGUUUCAGGCGGGGCUGAAGGCCUCUCCCGACUGGGCUGCCGCCUCCACUUGGCACCUUCGGGUCACGGUGAACAGCUCCUUGUCAGUGGCCACCAACUUCGGGUUUCCAGGCUUUCAGGUGACCGUGCCAGCAGGCGCCCAAGGCGAGCUGCAAAUUACGGACCGUGUGGAGAGCUCGCUGGACCCGAGCUUCCGGUACCUGGACGGGCCCGAUGUCUUGAAUGGAGAUGUGACAUUCACCAAGUUCUGCCUCCGGCCGAAGCUCUGCGGGGAGGAGGACUUCUGCACAGAUGGCUGGAAGCCCAAGGUGUCUGACACUGUCCUGCCAGGCAAUUCAAGGGUGGAGUGCUGCGAAGUCAUCCUGUGCAGCGAGGCGCCAGAGGUGGACAGCUGCAGUGGCACCAUUUGGACGCCGAAGCCAAACUUCACGGAGCUGCAAGGUCAUACGAAGGAUCGUUGUUGUCAUCCAGUUUGGUGCGAGCCCAAUAUUAUCUGCAAAGGCUCUGACGUGAAGGCCAAGAACGGGACCGGGCUCCGCGGGAGCACGCCGGAAGAGUGCUGUGAGCCCGCGUACUGCCGGCAUUUCGCUUGCCCGUCGGAGACGCAAUACACCUUGAUGGUUUACAACGCUGAUGGAAGUGCCCGGCGUGGGAGCACCACGGAAGACUGCUGCAAAGAAGAGAAGUGCUCCGAGCUGGAUUGCAGCACCAGCCCGCGUGGCAGCUGGAAGAACAAGACACACCCCAGUGGUUUGGGAAGUACUUACCCUGAAUGCUGUGAAGAAAGCUACUGCGUGGACUUCGCAUGUCAGCCCAGCAGCCAGUGGCAGCACAGGAAGGAGACGUCCAUCAGGGGUGGUGACCAUGCGACCUGCUGCCAGCCAUUGAAGUGUGCGAAAUACACAUGCAAGGAUCCCACCCUGGCGGUCCGCCGGCUUCCCGAUGGCAAGCUGACAGAAGAUCUGGGAAGCAGCGACGAUGAGUGCUGCGAGCUGAAGCCGUGCCAGGACUACACUUGCAGUGACCCAACCAUGUGGACACUCAAGCCAGUGCUGAUGGAUGGAUCGUUGCGAAAAGGCUUUGAUGAUGAUACCUGUUGUGAGGCAAUCUACUGUGAGCACUCGAUGGACUGCGAGCGUGUGGAUGGCAGCAAGUGGCGGUCCAGGGGCCAGCGGGGCCUGCAGGGCAGCACCAAGGAGCAGUGCUGCCACGCCAACCUCUGCGACAGCUACACUUGCAGCAGCGAUGUGGAUGGAGACGGUGACGGCACCCAGUGGUACAAGAAGGUGGACACCAAUGCUCAUCAAUAUCUGGGCCAAACGGAUGAAGAGUGCUGCUUUCCGAAGUAUUGCUCGCAGUAUGUGACCAAGCUGCCUUUGAGCAAAUGGAAGCGCAACAACACGAAGGGACUGCAAGGCAGCACGGACGGGGAGUGCUACCUGGAGCGCAAGUGCCUGGAGGAGGUGGACUGCCACGCCCUAGGCGUGAACCUGACGGACGCGACCCGACUCGGUAGCACCAGGGAUGAGUGCUGCUGGUAG
Molecule: messenger RNA, 2004 nt
Organism: Effrenium voratum
Lineage: Eukaryota; Dinophyceae; Suessiales; Symbiodiniaceae
Source: the annotation of a GenBank genome assembly